Messenger RNA from Nothoprocta perdicaria, 2691 nucleotides. It is a transcript of the gene FASTKD5, whose product is annotated as FAST kinase domains 5. The transcript has a single exon. NCBI's taxonomy places the organism in Eukaryota, Metazoa, Chordata, Aves, Tinamiformes, Tinamidae. Gene Ontology annotation, molecular function: RNA binding. The coding region runs from base 1 to 2415 and encodes 804 amino acids. Gene Ontology annotation, cellular component: mitochondrial matrix; ribonucleoprotein granule. The record is from RefSeq and is a predicted model, not a curated record. Gene Ontology annotation, biological process: mitochondrial RNA processing; regulation of mitochondrial mRNA stability.
AUGGCUACAGUGCUAAUCCGGCGGAGCUUCCCGGGACUCAGCAGGGUGGCUGCGUUCGCCACGCGGCGCACGGGCGCGAGCGGCCGGCGGGAGCACGAGAGGGAAGAGAGCCCAGCGGGGGCCGGCGCUGGAGCCGAGCGCGGAGCCGCCACCYGGCCGCCGAAUCCUGCGGGCUGCAGCGUCUCGUCCGAUCCCCGCGCCGGGAGCAGAGCUGCCUCGCAGCGGUUUGGGGCUGCGCGGAGGGCCCCGGGCCCCGGCCUCGGCAGCGCUGGCGCCGGGUGGAUUCGGAGGACGGUCAGCACCACCUCCGCGCAGGCUGAGCCGGCUCCCAAAAAUGCCCUGCCGGACCCAACCUUCAAACCACUCCUUGAGCAGGAUAUCUCGGCACCAGCCAAGGAAGAGGCAGAGAAGGAAAGGGCAGAGAUGCACGACUCUAAGGAGGACCCACGCAUGUUCCAGAAGGGCAGGCCCGAAUACCAGUCUCUCAGCUACAAUACGCUGGAGCCCAUCRAGGCCCUUCCCGCAGAGGAGGGGGAGGCGAUUUUGCGCAGAGUGUCUGCGUGCGGGGACAGCGAGAGCGCCGAAGCCCUCGCGGGGUACUUGUGCCGGCUGAGCCGCUUGCCCGCGGAGCGGCGCGCGGCGCUGCGCUCCGACCCGCGCUUCRGCAGCCUGUGCCGCGGCGCCGCGCGCGCCCUCCGCUCCGUCAGCACCCCGCAGCUCCUCGAUACCCUCAAGGCCUUGGUUCGCGUGGGGGCUCCCGCGGCGCUGCCCGCGCUGCGCGCCUGCGAGCGCGAGUGCUGCCGCCGCGCCUGGGACAUGGACGUGGAGCAGCUGCUGCUCGUGGCCGACUGCUGGCGCUGCCUCGAGCGCAGCGUGCCCUCCUACCUGAGCAUCUUGUUCAGCUUUGCCAACAUGCACUGGAAGGAGCUCACCUUGCCCCAGGUCGUUCAGCUCAUUUAUAUCAUAGGYGAGGGCCGCAAGUCGCCCGCGGACCUGGUGCAGAAGCUGGAGAGCUUGAUUCUGAAGUACUUGGACGCCUUCACCUUGGAGGAGGUGGGUGCCGUUUGCUUAGGGCUCUUCAAGUCCAUCAGCGGUAUCUCUGACCACGUCAUGAAAAAGAUUGCCGACAGGGUGGCCCUCCAGAUGGAGGACAUGAGCAGCUACGCGCUGGUGAACGUGCUCAAGAUGCUCCGCUACAGCCGCAUGGACCACCUGCCGCUCCUGAGGCAACUCGGAAAAGUGAUCCCCCCUCGGAUUCCCACGAUAAACAUCCAGGGCAUCAUGCACGUGGCUCUUGCCUGCUCGUCCCUGCACUACUACAGUGAGGACAUUUUGGCCGCCGUAGCCGCCGCGUUGCCGUCCAAGGUGACUUACUGCCGAAGCAAAGACGCUGCCAAGUUCUUGUGGUCGUUUGGAUGCCUGGACUACGAGCCCCCAAACGAGGAGCAGUUCUAUUCCAGUCUCAUAGAGCAAAUGCACAGAAAGCUCCACGAAUUCGAGAAGUUUCCAGAGCACCUUCUUACUGGCUUGCUGGGCCUGGCGUUCGUGCAGCGCUUCCCAGCCGACCUCAUMGACUUUGCUCUGAGCGCUGAGUUUGUCCAGAAAACCAGAGAGAGCAAAUACGAGCUCGGGAAGGACCUGCUCACCCUCAGCAAGAGCGUCGAGAUCGAGUGUCCAGGUUACAAAGGCAGCCGCCUCUCCCCGCAGCUUUCCAAGGAGAUCACGGAGAUGGUUUUGAAUUUUGCYGAGGAGGAAAUCUACGUGAGGCCUGAAAUCGUGGAGGCCGUUUCCCUGCUGGAGAGCGUGCUGGGUGGCCCUGAGUACGUGAAAAGCCACAUGCUUUUGCCCCACACCAGAUCGAGCGAUCUGGAGGUUCGUUUGGCCCUGGACGGACAUCCCGUCCCCUUCAACUUCAGCGGGGCGGCUGCACACCAGCACCUCCAAGACAUCGGAGUCAGCCUGACGGAUGAUUUACUGACCCAGCUCAUAAAGGGCAGACCUGGUGGCCRGGCUCCUGCGGAAGCGGGACACGAAGCCAGGGCCGGCGGUGGGGAGCGGCUGGAAGCAGCUCAGGCUGCAGGUCGUGCUCAUGGAGCUCCUGGUGCCAGGCUGGAAGUCUUACCUAAUUCCCAGCGCUCUCUUGAAGGCCCCUUUCCUCCUGCGCCCGCUCAGCAGCCUCGAGAGGUGAAACUGGCGCUUCAGGUGUCCAACCGCAACCACUACUGCUACUGCUCCAAGCGGCUCCUGGGGCUGCACAGCCUGAAGCGGCGGCAGCUCCGGCGCCUGGGCUACGUGCCGGUGGAGCUUCCCUUCUGGGAAUGGUUCCCGCUGCUCAAACGCACGCGCUCGGAGAAGCUCAGCUACCUGCACUACAAAGUGUUCAACCCGGCGCUGUUCGGGGGAGCGGGGCCCUAAACGGCGCCUGGCGUCGCGCUCGGAGCUCUCCCGGAGGCUCCUCGGGAUCUGGACCUGGAUGUUAGCUGAGUUUUUGGCAGGAAUUUUGCGUGCUGAGGGUGCCCCGGCAUGCGGGCCGGUUCUCUGCUGCUUUGCUCGCCGUCUGCUGUCUCGUGCUGCCCUUUAUUCUGUAGAUCCUCAGCUGUUUCCAUUAGAAAUAAAACCGGCUGUUGUAUGUGCUUCUCUCCACAAUUACUGUUGUUCCUUCCCCCUGAGUGAAAGCGGGUGGAUUUGGUG